Messenger RNA from Carassius auratus (goldfish), 959 nucleotides. Its product is annotated as E-selectin-like. Lineage: Eukaryota; Metazoa; Chordata; Actinopteri; Cypriniformes; Cyprinidae. The record is from RefSeq and is a predicted model, not a curated record. The coding region runs from base 230 to 652 and encodes 140 amino acids. The transcript has 5 exons.
AGAGAGAGAGAGAUAGAGAGACACACACAGAUGACUCUCUCUCUGUGCACUCUUUUACGUGACCGGUGUUAUCUGUUGUGUAGUUUGGCUGAUGGAUCUGGACUGGUGUUUCUGGAGGUGUGUAAACCGUGUGUGAUUCUUGACCUCCUCAGACCUCCAGAAAGUGGCAAGAUCACACACAAGCACUAUUGUCUUUUGAAAAGAGCAGUUGGAGUAUUUGUGGGUCAUCAUGAGGAUUGAUUUGACCUUCGUGCUCAUAUCAGCUCUGAGCUCCAGUGUGAACUCUGAUGUGUUCACCUUAGUUUCUGAGAAGAUGAACUGGACCGAUGCUCGGAGCUACUGCAGACAGCACCACACCGAUCUCGUCACCUUAAAUGACCGGACGGACAUGGACGAGCUGUUACAGUCUCUUCCCAGUGGUUUAGUCAGUUUAAUGUGGAUUGGGCUCUAUCGGACGGAUGAGUAUUUUCCCUGGGUCUGGGUCUGGUCCGAUGGGAGCAAAGACCUCUUCACAUCAUGGGAUCCUUCACAACCGAACAACGUGGAUGGCGUUCAGUACUGUGUGUGCACGUCUCCGAAAGGAUACUGGAGCGACUGGUGGUGUACAGAUAAAUUACCAUUUCUGUGCUACACUAAGAAAAGAGACAGAUAGUGAGACUGGAGGUAAAAUCAAGCCAAAAUGUGAAUGAUCCUGCAGUGAAGAGUAAGAUUUUAGCAAAGUUUGAGCAGACACUGAAGGAAAAUGGUCUGACAGAUGCCAAGCCCUCGUGGAAGGAGUCUUCUGGAGAACAUGUCUUUCACAAGAUGUGGUAUCAGAAGAGUGAUGCUUUUAAUGUGUCCUGCAGGAGAACCACGAACUGAGCGGCUCAUAAUCGCUUUGGUGUAGUUUAGCAGUCUGAGACAUCUGUAAUGUGCACUUCUGUACUAUUAGGCUUUUUUUGUAUUAAAUUCAAAAAUAC